UAGUGCCCAGUGUCCUUGGACGCGCAACAGGAGGGGAUGCAAUAAUGGUUUUGAAGUGUCUGUUUUGUUGAGAAUUGCCGCGAUAAACUCGCAUGGGAGCAGUUAAAUACAAUGCAUUUUGUCUCUGUAUAUUUAUUUGAAUAGGAUAUUACAGUUAGCAUUUUGGGUCCUCAAAUCCGGGCAUGUACAUGACAAAGUUCCUAAAAAUGGAAUCAGGGAAAGAUCGAGAGCCUGACCCUCAAACAGAAGAUUUAAGGAAUAUGCUUAUGAGAUUUAGAAUUUCUGAGUUACAAGAGGUACUUUGUGCAGCUGGAAGACCAAGAUCAGGGCGCAAGCAUGAACUAUUAGGAAGAGCUUUGAGUUUGCUCCGACAAUCAGAAGGAACUAGUUUACGAGAACGUGUAAAAAACAGAAUUGUUGAACUCCAUAGGCUACGAUUUCCUAUUCGACAAUAUCAAGGUGUUGAUAUACCACAAAACAAUGGGCCAACUCUGAUUCAGCCUCGAAAAACAACCUCAGACUUACUUGACUCUUCAAAUAGCUUACAAAAGCGUGGUUCUCAUGAGAAACAGUCAUCUUUGGCUUCACUCCUUUCACAUGAAGACUCUUCUAGUAUUUAUGAUAAAUAUACUACACAAAAAGCACAUAUACCCACAACAUUGGAAACUUUGAUUAGGCCACAGAAAGGACAGCCAAAUUGUGUUUCUUCAUCUGAGCAAAGUUUACAGCUAAACGGAAGUUCCUGUCAUGACGGCAUGCCAGUUCACCCUGAUGUUCGAUUUAUCAGCCUUCCAUUUGCAGAACUUCAGGAUGUUCUCAUCAAAGCUACAAGUCUUGGACAAAAAAGAAUGUCGGGGUACCAAGAUAUUACAUUGGUUUUUCAUCUGUCGCCACUGCAGGUCCAAACUAUCACACACUCAAGGUCAUAUUCUCUACAAUCAAGAAUAGAGUACAAUGUCCAGGUCUUACUCAGGUUUUGUUUAGCAGAAACAAGUUGUAUUCAAGAAGAUUCAUAUCCUUCAAGGUGUUCUAUAAAAGUGAAUGGAAAAAUAUGUCCGAUUCCUGGACAGCCACCUCCUAAUUCACAAAAUAUGGAACCAAAAAAGCCUCAUCGACCUGUGAACAUAACAUCAUAUUGCCGAUUAUCACCGAUGAUGGCAAAUCAGGUUCAAAUAUCAUGGAUGCCUUCCGACUUGGGAAAGAGGCAUGCUGCAAGCGUACAGCUAGUCAAAUGUGUAACUGCAAGUACUUUGGUACAGCGGCUAAAGGCCAAGCCUCUUCGCAAUGCUGACCAUGCAAGAGCCCUAAUUAAGGAGCAAUUGGCUCACGAUCCAGAUAACGAAGUCGCAACCACAAGUUUGAAGGUGUCAUUAUGUUGUCCUAUUGGGAAAACGCGGAUGACAAUGCCAUGUCGAGCAACAACUUGUAACCAUGUUCAGUGCUUUGAUGGAUCGCUCUACAUCCAAAUGAACGAAAGAAAGCCCAACUGGACUUGUCCAGUCUGUGAUAAAAAAGCCUUUUACGACCAACUCAUUGUUGACGGGUUGUUUACUGAAAUAUUACGGAGUGCGCCUGACAGUAAUGACAUAGUGUUUCUUCAAGACGGGUCUUGGAAGGUCCAGUCAGACAAUGAUCUGGAGAGCAAAGCGUCAAUAAUGACCAUCAUCGGAACCCCGUCUUCAUCGAGCAGAGGUGAAGAAUCAACAACAACAACAACAAUGAAGCAGAGGGAAAGAGACUUCUGCAUGAUUGAUUUAACUGGAGAUUCAAGUGAUGAGGAGGAGCCUCCUCCACCACCUAUCAAGUCAAAACCAAUGAGCUACAAUGCAAACAUCAGUCAUCAUAGAGGCCCACGAGUUCGUCAAGUUCCCAUGGUUUCAUCUUCGACUAUACAAUACCACCCUUUUCCAUUAUUUGAUCCUGAAAUCCAAGCUCCUGAUUUUUACUCUGUUCUACCAGAAGAGGAAAGGAUGGCGGCAGAAUUAUAUUUGACGCAAUCAGGGUUACUUACGCAUCUACACGAAUCGCGUCGUUCGCCCUCUGACGUCAUAUCGCUUGACUGACGGUACCACGACCAGCAGCGAUUCUCAGAAAAUUGAGAAAAGAAUUUGAGAUUGUUAAAAUGGCAAACAGGCUGCAGACAAGAAAAGUGUGAAAGUUACAGCCACGUCAAAAGACAUUAAGUUUAGCGACAAUUUAUUAGCUUUUGAAAAAUGUAAAAACAACAUUGUACAAAAUUGGUUAUGAAAUAGAAGUAAUCUUGUUUUUAGUAAGGGGCUGCAUCCACCCAUUAAACUUUUUGCAUCCCUCUGUUACGAUCUGUUUGUUUUUCGAGAGAUCUAUUUUGUGGACGAGUUGAAUUACUAAGCAAACUGGGGUGGGUAGGUUCACACGAUAGCCUCGACUUUGUCUGCCUCAUUUGAGUGAAAUUAAAGUUGAGGGUGUAAGCGAAGUCAUGGACAAGUGUAAAUAUCUAGCUUAUUAGAUUUUAAGACUUUUAAAUUUUUAUGAUGGAACAGUUUUCGUUGCAUUUUGUCGUCUUUCAGAUUGCUUGAAUGGCUAAUUUAUCUGCAUGAUUUUGUCGACCGUUACUUAGUGAUAUGCAUCAAUCGUUUUAGUUUCUUGUGUGCAAAAUCUUCUAAUUGUCAUUUUCCCCAUCGGACAUAGAGACAAUUAAGUAUUAUGCAUGUCUUGAUUUUCUCCUAUGUGCUUCGUAAUUUGAUUUUGAUAAUCUUGAACGGAACUCUUACAGAAAUCCCUAUUGUAUUGAAAGCCAAAUGGCCCCUCAAGCAAGCAUCCCAAAACUUUGGUACGCAUAGUACAAAAAAAGAACCAACGUAGGCAUACCCUUCAUUAAUACCCUUACAUUCCCCUCACUUAAAUGCGGUUGAUUCACUUUCCUGCUAAGUCCCUAAAACGAGUUCUAAUAAAGCACCUGUAGCUAUGCUACGUUUCAGGUGAAUUCAGUUGGUUUGCAAAUAUUAUGUUUUCCAGGUUAUUAAUUAUUCACGUUUUCUAUUCAGUAGAUGUUGCAGAAUGUUUACUUUUUAUCUUAAGCAGUUGUGUUAACCAACUAAGCUGCAUUGAAAACCGGCAUUGUUGUAAAUGAAGCUUUAAUAUGUAUCUA
Messenger RNA from Rhopilema esculentum, 3127 nucleotides. RefSeq names its product E3 SUMO-protein ligase PIAS2. Gene Ontology annotation, cellular component: chromatin. The record is from RefSeq and is a predicted model, not a curated record. Gene Ontology annotation, molecular function: transcription coregulator activity; SUMO ligase activity; zinc ion binding. Gene Ontology annotation, biological process: protein sumoylation; regulation of transcription by RNA polymerase II. NCBI's taxonomy places the organism in Eukaryota, Metazoa, Cnidaria, Scyphozoa, Rhizostomeae, Rhizostomatidae.